Messenger RNA from Phlebotomus papatasi, 1256 nucleotides. RefSeq names its product lysosomal aspartic protease-like. NCBI's taxonomy places the organism in Eukaryota, Metazoa, Arthropoda, Insecta, Diptera, Psychodidae. Gene Ontology annotation, biological process: proteolysis. The coding region runs from base 41 to 1132 and encodes 363 amino acids. Gene Ontology annotation, molecular function: aspartic-type endopeptidase activity. The record is from RefSeq and is a predicted model, not a curated record. The transcript is spliced from 4 exons.
AGUCAAAUUCAAGAAAGAUCUCUAGUGAUUUAGUUCGAAAAUGUUACUCAAAUUAGGAGGAACUAUCUUUGUGUUCUGCUUAGUUGCAGUAAACUGUCAAGAAAAUGAUACAUUUCCCGGAUCAACCACAAUUCCACUCUUCAGUGAAAAUAAUUAUUAUUAUGGAGAGAUUGCACUAGGAACUCCACCUCAAACAGUUAAAGUUCUCUUUGAUACAACAUCUCGUUUCUUGUCCGUUGCAUCAUCAAAAUGUUUACUUUGUGCUUUUCAAAACCGAUACGAUUCGUCAAAGUCGUUCACUUACACUGACAUUGGAUACGAUUAUGACUUUCGAACAUCAUCCUUUCUUCGUUUGGAAGGAUUCAAUUCCAGGGACACUCUAACACUUGGAAACUUCAAAGUACCAGAUAUGGUUUUCGGUGAAACGAUGGGAUAUAGCAGACUCCUAGUCGGGAUUCCAUUUGAUGGAAUUUUCGGACUAAAUUACGAAAUAACAAACAAAUUCGGUCCACCAUCACCGUUCUUAGUGAUGCGAGAACAAAAUAUGCUCACCGAACCCGUUUUCACCCUUGACUUCACUCGAGGUCCAAAUUUACUGGAUGGACCUGGUGAAAUCACCUUCGGCAAAAUAAAUCCCGAUCGUUACAAGGGCGAUAUAACCUACGUACCCGUAAUUGAUCAUGAUCUGUGGAGAAUUCAAAUGGAUAGCAUAGGAGUUGCAGAAGCGAAAUUUUGCAGUAGAGGUUGCCAAACAACCGUAGAUACAUCAACAGCCUUCAUAAAAGGCCCUAGAUCCGACAUUCGAUACAUUAAUGAUCAGAUUGGAGCUACUUAUAAUAUCCUAACUGGCAGAUACGAUAUUUUGUGUUCAAAUGUCGAUAAACUGCCUACGAUUAGCAUCACUCUUGGGGGUAGGACUUUCCAGCUUAAAGGUGAAGAUUACAUCGUCUACAACAACGUUCCCUUAGGAUUACCCUUCUGUUCAUCUGGCUUCAUGAACCUACCGGGUAAUGUUCCAGAUACAUGGCACCUUGGGACUAACUUCCUUCGAAAUUUCUACACUAUAUUCGCAUGGCCUGAAAAACAGGAAGCUAAACGUAUAGGAUUUGCAAAUAAAUAUCAGAAAGUUUGAAAAAGAGCAUCUGCCGCUCUCCUUACGAUUUGUAAAAAUUUUGGUUCAAAACAUAUCUAUAUUUAAACGUUUGAAGACUAAUUUGUAUUCAGUAAUAAAGGUAUUUAAUUUUAUUAUAAAGCAA